CCGGUUCCCAUAAAAAAGAAAAAAGAAAAAAAGGUGUAUAAACCCCAGCCGUCGUUUUCUCUGCUUCGUAGCCGAUGAACACUGAACAGUUUCUCUCAGAUCUAACGGAGAAAUGAUAACCCUUGUUCGAUAUCCUCCAUGCUAGGGUUUUAAGAUUUCUUGAUUGGGGAGGGGGGGUCUUGAUUUCAACAAUGGCGGACUAGAAUAGCUUAAGGAGGUCCUCAAGAAUCAUCCUCAAGAAUCAUGAAAUCCUAUCCAAACGCCACAUCUGGUUCAGAAUGGUAAUUGCAGAGAUCGAUCUGAGGGUAAUAUUAAAGCUUCGGCAAUGCCGGACGAGGGAUCCCUGAGACGGUCAUCGAGGAUAAACUUGGAUGUUCCUGGUUCAAUGUAUGUGGCUUCAAAGAAAAAAGAUUUAACAAUGCCGGACGAAAGAUCCAUGAGACGGUCUAUGAGGAGAUGUUUGGGUCAGCGAUUGGCUGUUUCGGCUGAGGAACGGGCCUUGGAAGAGCACAAUUCGACAAUGUCGGAGGAAAGAUGCCUGAGACGGUCUCCACGACUAUACUCUUCAAUUGCAUGUGAGAUUAAUGCAAUGCAGUCGGAGAAACGACCUUCAAAGAAGCAAAAAACUUCGGUUUCGCUUGUUGAUUCGGAAAUAUUGGAGGAAAGGUGCGUGAGACGGUCUUCAAGGAUUAACUCUGCUCCGGAAGGGACUGGGUGUAGUGCUCGUAAGGUUUAUGCAAUGAAAUCGGCUGGUUCGAAUGAGAAAGAGUCUUCAAAGGAGGAAAAUGAAGUUUUGAUUGUUGAUUUGGACACUUCAGAGGAGAGGGUAUCUUCAUCUUCAGCGAGGACUGGGAACAGUGGAAGUAAGGUUCAAUUGGAUAACUUGGCUGGUUCGGCUGAGAAACAGCCUCCAAUGAAGCCAGAAACCUCAGUUCCGAUUAUUGAUUUGACAAUGUUGGAGGAUAGAUGGCUGAGACGGUCCCCGAGGCUAUCUUCAGGUUUGUUGGGGACUGCUUACAGUGGCAGUAAGGAUAAUUUAAAGAAAUUGGUAGCUUUGGGGGGGAAACGGCUGGUGAAGAAGCGGAAUAGCUCAGUUGUAAUUAUUGAUUUGGAAACCAUGGAGGGACAUUGCCUGAGACGGUCUCCGAGGGUACUCUCAGUUCUGGCGGGGACUGGAAAUAGUGAAAAUAAGGAUAAAUCAGUACAAUUCGCUGGUUUGGCUGAGAAACAGCUUUCAAAGAAGCAUAAAACCUCAGUUUCAAGUAUUUGUUUGGCAAUGUCAGAGGAAGGAUUCCGGAGAUGUUCUCCGAGGACAUCCUCAGUUCCGUCAGAGACAGAGAACAGUGCCCAUAAGGCAAAUUCAGCAAAGUCAGCUGGUCCAGCCAAGAAAUGGCGUUCAAACAAUUCCAAGAAGAUUAAAGGGAAUGAUUGUUUCUUUAUUGGAGAACCAAUCCCUUUCAAGGAAGCUUGCAAAAGAUGGCCUUGGCGCUAUGAAGGAAAGGGUAAAGGGAGUAAGGGUCAAAAAGCAUCUGACGAUGAUGAUGAUGAAAUGAUUUUAAAUGUGAAAUGUCAUUAUGCUCAAGCUGAAAUUCUGAAAUUUGUUUUUGAAAUUGGAGAUUUUGCAUGUGUGAAGGGAGAAGAAGGGGGACCAAAUUACGUGGGAAAGAUCUUAGAGUUUUUUAAGACAGUGGAUGGAGAAGAUUACUUCAGGGUACAAUGGUUCUUUCGAGCUGAGGAUACGGUUAUGAAAGACCAAGCUGAAUUCCAUGACAAGAAACGUCUAUUUUUCUCUGAUAUAAAGAACGAUAACAUGUUAGAUUGCAUUGUUUCAAAAGUCAAGAUUGUACAAGUAGCUCAUAGUGUAGACUCAAAACCAAAAUAUAUUCCACCAUGUGACUUUUACUAUGAUAUGAAAUACUCUGUGGACUAUUCAACAUUUUGUACCUUUGUGGAUGGUAAGUCUUAGUUACAACAUCAAGACUUAUCACAUAGUGCUUGGUCAUGAUAGUAAAGUAUUAAUUGUUUCCUCAAGUAUUCAUGAAUGUGGAAAACAUCUUGUAAAAGUGAAAUCUCUUUCUGAUUUGAUAUUUUUUAUGUCUAGAGUAAAAAUAAAUAAAUUUGGCAAUAGUUGUUUAUCUGUAUUGUUGGUGAAAAGUAAGUACUGGAUCAGUACCAUGUUACUAGAGUUGUACUGAAUCAUAGUGGUGUGCUGUUCUGGAUCAGUGCUAUAUUAAGUGUAUUAUUGUCAUAACCGAACCAUAAAAUUAUAUAUAUACACAACUCAGCCUUAUCCCAACUAAAUGGGGUUGGCAACAUGGAUUCUUACCCUCAAAUCAGCUCCUUCUUCAUCUCUUCUCUUAGAGUCAUUUGUGUUCUGCCCCAAGCUCUUUUUGCUCCUUCAAUCGGAAUUAAGUCACUCCUCUGUACGCCUCUAUUGAAUAUGGCCAUGCCACCUCGAACAACUUUCUCGUAACUUAUCAUGUAUUGAAGCUACUCCCAAAUCAGCUCUUAUUUGAUCAUUCUUUAAUUUAUCCUUCCUAGUUUUGCGACAUAUCCAUCUCAACAUCCUCAUCUCAGCUACAUUAAGUUUAUCUAUAUAAUGCUUCUUAACUGCCCAACAUUCGGCUCCACAGCAUACAUUAUAGCCGGUCAUAUGAGUUGAAAACCAAAGGUUGCAAGAGACAUGGGAGUAAGAGAGGAGAUGUGGGUAGAAGGUUGAAGAAGAAGAAUAAGGGAAGUUGUCGUAGAAUGAUGUGUGAGAGUAUUGAACUACUCUCACCUAUAUUGAUUCACUUAGCUAAUGAUAAAGGGAAAUUACAUAUCCCUCUGUGCUAAUAUAAGGAGCUAAAAGUGGUAGAAAGGUAAAAAGCAAAAGAUAAUACAACAUAAUAUAUCCUAGUACCUAAAGUACCCACAUUAACUCUCCCCCUCAAGUUGGAGAAUAAAUGCCUACAUUCCCAGCUUGCACCGAAGGGUACUGAGUUGAUGACGGAUGAGCCCUUUUGUGAAAACAUUUGCCAACUGAUCAAUUGUCCUCACAAAAGGAGUAGAUAUGUAUCCAUUGUCAAUCUUCUAUUUGAUGAAAUGUUGGUCCAGCUCAACAGGAUUAUUGGCUUAUGGCACCCUUGUUAUCACAAUAGAGGCGUAUAGAUGCGUCAAUAUUAAACCCCAACUCUUGGACCAGCCUUCUCAACCAUAGCUCUAAAUUUUGCCUUUGCACUUAAUUGAGCCACAACUGCUGCUUUUUAUUCCUCUAUGUGAUCAUGUUACGACCCACAAAUGUACAGUAACCAAAUGUAGAUCGCAUGUCAGAAAUUGAGCCAGCCCAAUCAGUAUUAGUCAUAGUUGUCACGGCGUCAAAUCGAUCCAAGGCGGUGGAGGGGUGGCUAAUCGAUUUGGCGAUUAAUCGCCCAUUUUGGCGUUGCCAUGGCGGUCA
Molecule: messenger RNA, 3436 nt
Organism: Macadamia integrifolia
Lineage: Eukaryota; Viridiplantae; Streptophyta; Magnoliopsida; Proteales; Proteaceae
Exons: 6
Coding region: 326-1966 (546 amino acids)
Cellular component (GO): nucleus
Molecular function (GO): chromatin binding
Source: RefSeq, a predicted model, not a curated record